Messenger RNA from Durusdinium trenchii, 625 nucleotides. The record is from the annotation of a GenBank genome assembly. NCBI's taxonomy places the organism in Eukaryota, Dinophyceae, Suessiales, Symbiodiniaceae.
GAAGUGAGGGACCUGAAACUGCUCUUCCAACGCUACGAUGUCAAUGGGAACGGCUGGAUCAACAAGAAGGAGCUGGUGCAACUGGUCGAGGACGUGGUGCCGGAGAUUGCCCACGAGAAGGCCAUGCGCCCGCAGCUCCUAAGCUUGAUGAGCGCAGCCCUGGAAGAAGAAUGGAGAGGAUUGAACCUGGACGAUUUCCUGAAGCUCAUGGGUCUUUUCCGGGACUUCAAGGACAAGGAGCGGCUCCGAAAAGAGCAGUCGGCGAUCAAGGAGGCAGGUUUCAACCACCAAGAGGUCGCUGAUUUCCGCGAGCUCUUUCUGAACUCUUUGGAAAACUCUCAGGAAAUGAACUUCCAAGAGUUCUGGCGAAUGAUCAAUAGCAUCACCCCCUUGGGGAAAGCACUCAGCGAGGAGCUUGAGGUGAAGUUUCAAGAGAUUUGUGCUCCACGUGAAGAAGCGGAUUUCCCCGACUUCCUGCUGCUCAUGAAGACCUUGCUUGAAGAAGACUUCGGACACAUCCGCGAGAGGAGCGCCAAGAAGAGCGCCAAGAGUCGACGAUAGCCGCUGCUGCUUCGUGAAAACUCGGUGGAUCGCCUGAGCAGACGCUACGAACGGGGCUCCUGGC